Molecule: messenger RNA, 516 nt
Organism: Ostreobium quekettii
Lineage: Eukaryota; Viridiplantae; Chlorophyta; Ulvophyceae; Bryopsidales; Ostreobiaceae
Source: the annotation of a GenBank genome assembly
AUGAUGGAUGUCAAGCAAAGCUACAGGAAAACAAUCGCCGCUCGAAGGGAGAAGAAGAAUCGAACAGGCCUCACAGAAGAGCAGAAGCAAGAGAUCCGAGAGGCGUUCGACUUGUUCGACACCGAUGGAUCCGGAACCAUUGACGCCAAGGAGCUCAAGGUCGCCAUGAGGGCACUUGGAUUCGAGCCAAAGAAAGAAGAAAUCAAAAAGAUGAUUGCCGACAUCGACAAGGAUGGCUCGGGGACGAUCGACUUCGAGGAAUUCCUCCAGAUGAUGACGGCCAAAAUGUCGGAGAGGGACUCUCGAGAAGAGAUCAUGAAAGCCUUCCGUCUGUUCGACGACGACAACACAGGCAAAAUAUCCUUCAAGAAUCUGAAGCGCGUGGCAAAGGAACUUGGGGAGAACAUGACCGACGAGGAGCUUCAAGAAAUGAUCGACGAGGCAGAUCGGGAUGGUGACGGGGAGGUCAACGAGGAGGAGUUUUUCCGCAUCAUGAAGAAGACCUCGCUUUUCUAA